Pecten maximus is the source of this 2549-nucleotide messenger RNA. Its product is annotated as extracellular tyrosine-protein kinase PKDCC-like. NCBI's taxonomy places the organism in Eukaryota, Metazoa, Mollusca, Bivalvia, Pectinida, Pectinidae. The coding region runs from base 663 to 1964 and encodes 433 amino acids. Gene Ontology annotation, biological process: protein phosphorylation. The record is from RefSeq and is a predicted model, not a curated record. The transcript has 2 exons. Gene Ontology annotation, molecular function: non-membrane spanning protein tyrosine kinase activity; ATP binding.
GCACGCGGAACACAUUCAGUCCGGACAUACCAACAUACUAGUACUAACGACAUGUACCGACAGAUCGGACAAAGUGGAAUACAUCAUGAUACAGUCAAACCCUGCACCACUACUUCAAAAGAACUUUCAAACGGCAUUCUAUCUGUUUGCCGUAUAAGAGGCUUAUAAUUGCCUUUGUUUUCCAUAAACAGUUUGUGGUGUGUUCUGGUUGUCGAGUUUUCAUUUUAAGAGGAUUUGUGUUUCAUGAUUUUUGGUUCAAUAGUUUUUUUUUUUAUCACCGACUAGUCUAUGAUGCUGAUAACAACUGUCGAGGGAGUUCAGGACAAUCCGAAGUGGCUUGGUUUGAAUGAUUUACCAAUGAUUCCCAAAGCUUGGUGAUGAUAGAUGUUACCUGGAGAUUUAAGCCUCAAGCUUUAUGCCAUUAGGGAGAUUGCUAGAAAUGAUUGCAUGCCUGGUGAGGAAUAAUUCAUCAUACAACACACAUAUAUAAUCGUUGCGCCACAAGAGGCCUUGAUACUUGAAGAUAACUUCUUCAUUUUUAAGGAUUUUUCUUUCUCAAUUGCAGUUUCUAUACUGGGACUAACCAAGGACGUUUAUAUUCGGUUGUUAGAAUCCUAAGUCAAUACACCGAGCAGUUUAUCCCACUCCAAGUACAGAGUCUGAUGACGUCACGUCGUCCUUUUGCCAGGAGUCGAAUUGUUGGAGAUCUGCCAGUGCUGACGAACAUGGACAAACGUUACGUGAAGGUGUCGAUAUUCCUGCUCCCGUUCGUUCUGUACACUGCGGUGAUGUUAAAGAUGCUAGACAAUGCUUGCCAAACGGAGAUACUCCGGAAACACGCCACUCCUCCCGACGUGUUCCCACGGGAACAAAGUCAUAACUCUACACUCUUACUACACUCGGUAUUAAGAAAAUACGAAGCCAUAGACAGACAGAGAACCAAGCUAUCAGAGAUGCUAAACAAACUCUUAUCGGAUGAAUCCCCCGAAGCUCUCGCCUCCAAUGAUCUCGCGGUGCGAUACUUCAACACCAGGAAUUUGCGAGAUUUGAAAGGUUUUGAUAAAAUCGGCAGUAAAAUUGAACAGCCGAUUGUAACAAAAGCUAAGUAUGUAUUCAACUGUACAAACAUUCAUCAGAUUAAGUUAAUAAAGAAAGUCGGACACGGCGUUUCAAAACAAGCAUUCCUUGGAAAGUUCAAAGGUCAACCAGUGGCGGUAAAAAUGGUAACACGUCAUCAAAAAGAGGUGCGACAGUGUUUGGAGGGCAUUCGUGAAAAGGGUAUGGAAUGGGACACAUUCCAGCGGUCCAGGUGUUUCGUAUUUCCAACGAUGAAACUAAUGAAAGAAAUAUUACUACUAGAACAACUUGAUCAUCCGGGCUUUGUUCAGUUGCUAGGUUACUGUGUUCGUAGUGAGGAGAGCGACAGUACAGACAUGUCGGAACAUGGGGUGGUGGCUAUAUACGAAUACGGAGAAAGAUUCGUGUUGGAUAAUCUUCAGUUUUUACCGAUGAAGGCUAAACUUCGUAGGGCUGUUAAUUUAGCUAAAUUUUUAUAUUAUUUAGAGUAUUCGCCGUUAGGAUCUCUUCGCAUCAAGGAUUUUAAAGAAGGUCAUUUUUUAUUAGUGAAUUCUUCUUUAAAGAUGAUUGACCUUGACGAUGUAGAUAAUAUCGAACCUUCCUGUGAUAUAUAUUCAGACAGUGAUCAUAUGACUGAAAAUCCUAAAAUUCAUUAUCGCACGUGUGAAUACGAUAUUCAGUGUCAAAUGGGAUUAUGUAUCGGUUAUAAUGCAAAACAGAAUUUGAAAUCUAUGAAUAGACUGUUCUUUAAAAGACUGUUAUACCCUUCAUCAUACCCCUCUACUAUUGUCGAGUCUUUAUCACAUGUCAACACACGUCUUGAAAUGCUCAGCAUCACUGCGCUAGAACUGAUAGAGUUUCUGGAGGAGUCCCUAUCACACCUAUAGACACAAACAAAUGGCGACCGAUUGUAUAAAUCUAAUUACUAUAGAUCUGCAAUCAGCCGAGUCGAGAAGAGAUGAGAAUUUUAUAUAAUUACCUUUGUAGUAGAACAUUGUUAGCCUGCUGGAAGACGUCGGACCCUGUUGCGGUAACGAUCCGGUAUCGACUGUUGUAUCUUUCCUAUAUACUGAGGAGAAUAACUUUUUUCCUCAUGAGUCAUACACAUUACAAACUCGUCGGCAAAAUUCUUACCUGUCUGUAAAAUCGUCUCUGAAUAUAACAUAUGCAUCUGUGGUUGUAAUUCAUAGAGGAGACUAAUGUGAAUCAAUUACAGAGGCGACUGAUGUGAAUCAUUGUGGAUAAUAUUGAAUUUGUUGUAAAGAAAUUCCUAAAUGCAAUAUUCAUAAUCAUAUACCGACAUUCGUAUAAUGUAAACAAAUAGUAUUUGUAACAAAAUAGCCUUGAUAUUACAUCCAAUAUAUAUAACAAAUCUUACAUGUUAUAUAUCGCAUUUUAGUUGUUCAGCGAACAGAAUGUUCAACUUAAGUCAAGAUGAUUUCAUUUAAUUUUUUUCGGCACCACUUUUCACA